Molecule: messenger RNA, 1007 nt
Organism: Photinus pyralis (common eastern firefly)
Lineage: Eukaryota; Metazoa; Arthropoda; Insecta; Coleoptera; Lampyridae
Product: NADH dehydrogenase [ubiquinone] 1 beta subcomplex subunit 11, mitochondrial-like
Exons: 1
Coding region: 1-438 (145 amino acids)
Source: RefSeq, a predicted model, not a curated record
AUGGCGUACGUGCAGCGCAUCUUCAAACUAAGCCUAAAAAAACUGAAAUCACUCCCAAGACAAGCAUCAUCAUCAUCAUCAUCAUCAUCGAAGUGUGCAGAGGAAGUGAUGGACCCCAAAAAAACCUCCGAGAUCAUCGAGAAAAUCAGCGCCAAUUGGAUAUCGUACGGAUUUGAUAGGAAGGACGAACGAACCGAUCGUAUAGAAACCAAUCUCAGCUUCUUCUUUUGCGUUACGUUAGGACUGGUUUGCACAGUUUACGGUUUCAUGUAUGCGCCCGACGUCAAAUUGAAGUCGUGGGCGCAGCGCGAGGCGUUUAUCCAGCUUAGGCGUCGCGAGGCGAAAUGUUUAAAACCGAUCGAUUGCAACUUGGUCGAUCCUUCAAAGUUUACCCUCCCCAGUGAAGAUCAGCUGUGUGAUGUUGAGGUGAUCAUAUGAAUUUGUAAUUACUAACUUUUGGAAUAAAUGGUAUUGUUAAUAAUCGCUCACAUCCCCAUUCAUGAGAGACCCUUCUCCUCCAAAUUAGAUGUGUUGACAUUCCAGACUUUAAUUAAAUGCUAAUGUUUUCGCAUUGCGUGCCCGGGCUGAUGUGUACUCGAAUUUGUGCGCGCCAUAAUUAGACUGGACGUACAUUGUAAUUAUUUUAUGGAAAUAUUCCAUAAGAGGGAAUCAUCGGACGUCCACUGUACGUACACUUUUGCUACAUGGGACGUCGUAACCUAAAAUGGAUCAAAUAUGGACGUCCAGUGAAAGGACUGUGUUGUGUGGGAUAUGAUGCUGGCCCUACCGUACCUAUUCAUAUUGUCUUUGCCAAGGACAAGAGACCUUCAAUGAUCUAAUGCCACUCCAGAAACCAGUCAGGAAGGUCAGAGAUUAGGCGGGACAUCAAAAAGGGCAAAAAGAAAACACUAACUCCUAAUAUAACUUUGGUUUACUUCAGCUAUCACAACUUACCUACAACAUUAAAACUUAUCUAAGAUUGUUACAAACUUGUAGGGAAAAUUAAA